Messenger RNA from Tinamus guttatus (white-throated tinamou), 1731 nucleotides. Lineage: Eukaryota; Metazoa; Chordata; Aves; Tinamiformes; Tinamidae. The record is from RefSeq and is a predicted model, not a curated record.
AUGGGGGACAGGUGGGAAGAGUAUGGAGAGAAAGAGGAGAGGGAGGGAGCUGGAAAGCUGCAGCGGGAAGAGCGCAGGGAGAGAGGAGCGAGGUGGGAGAGGCACCCGGGCUGCGAGCAGGACUGGGAGAGGUGGUGUGAGGAAGAGCACACGGUGAUCAGGACUCAAAUCCAUAGGAAAACAUGUGCUGAUUGGGCUCUUGUUUUUGUGUUGAGGAGGACAGUCGAUGCUGCAGAAGAACUGCAAGAAGAAAAGAACGUGAAUGACAAGAACUCUGACUUGCUUCUUGAUGUGUAUAACCAUUCAACUGUCUAUUUCCAGACAAUGGGAGCAUAUGCUACUGCAAAGAGAGACAGUGCUGCAAGCAAACUGAAGAAGCUGAGUGAAGAUAGCUUAACUAAGCAGCCUGAAGAAGUCUUUGAUGUUCUGGAGAAGCUUGGGGAAGGAUCUUAUGGUAGUGUGUUUAAAGCAAUACACAAGGAGUCUGGACAAGUUGUAGCAAUUAAGCAGGUCCCUGUGGAGUCGGAUCUUCAAGAAAUAAUUAAGGAAAUAUCUAUAAUGCAACAGUGCGACAGUCCCUAUGUUGUCAAGUAUUAUGGCAGCUAUUUUAAGAACACAGAUCUAUGGAUUGUUAUGGAAUAUUGUGGGGCUGGCUCUGUUUCAGACAUAAUUAGACUUCGUAAUAAAACGCUAACAGAAGAUGAAAUUGCAACUAUUCUUAAAUCAACUCUUAAAGGACUUGAAUAUUUGCACUUUAUGAGAAAAAUACACAGAGAUAUAAAGGCUGGAAACAUCCUCCUCAACACUGAGGGGCACGCAAAAUUAGCUGAUUUUGGUGUUGCUGGUCAGUUAACAGAUACAAUGGCAAAACGUAAUACUGUUAUAGGAACUCCAUUUUGGAUGGCUCCUGAGGUAAUACAAGAAAUUGGCUAUAACUGUGUGGCAGACAUCUGGUCCCUUGGUAUCACUUCCAUAGAAAUGGCCGAAGGAAAGCCGCCCUACGCUGAUAUUCAUCCAAUGAGGGCUAUUUUUAUGAUUCCGACAAAUCCCCCUCCAACAUUCAGGAAGCCAGAGCUCUGGUCUGAUGAAUUCACAGAUUUUGUGAAGAAGUGUUUAGUGAAAAAUCCUGAACAGAGAGCUACAGCAACACAGCUUCUACAGCAUACAUUUAUUAAGAAUGCCAAGCCAGUUUCCAUUUUAAGGGACCUGAUCACUGAAGCUAUGGAAAUAAAAGCAAAGCGACAUGAAGAACAGCAGAGAGAACUAGAAGAGGAGGAAGAAAAUUCGGAUGAAGAUGAGCUGGACUCUCACACCAUGGUGAAGACCAGCUCAGAGAGUGCUGGUACCAUGAGGGCCACAAGCACAAUGAGUGAAGGUGCUCAGACAAUGAUUGAACACAACAGCACUAUGUUAGAGUCAGACCUGGGGACCAUGGUGAUAAAUAGUGAUGAUGAUGAAGAAGAAGAUGGGACCAUGAAAAGAAAUGCUACUUCACCGCAAGUACAAAGACCUUCUUUCAUGGACUACUUUGACAAACAAGAUUCCAAGAAUAAAAGCCCUGAAAACUGUAAUCAGAACAUGCAUGAACCUUACCACAUAUCCAAAAACGUUUUCCCUGAUAACUGGAAAGUCCCUCAAGAUGGAGACUUCGAUUUCGUAAGUACAUUCUUAAUGUUUUUCUUGCAGGAAGUUUAUGUGUUUGUGCCAAAAAUAGUUGAUCCUUCUCUAUAA